AUGCAUAAGUUCGUAGACUCGCUCAAAAACAAACUCCAUGGCCGUGGCGAAGCACAAGAAGGGCCUGGUGUACAGGCUGUCCUACAAGACAUACCCUCUGGGUUCCCGUCUCCCUCGGACUUCUUCCGAUAUCGCAAGCAGCGGGGAGUUAAUCUCGGAUCGUGGUUCGUUCUAGAGCGAUGGAUCGCUGAAUCCCCUUUCCACUCCGCGACACCUCCAGGACAGAGCGACCAUGAUGUUGCCCGGGGUCCCCAAGCCAAAGAAGUACUAGAGCAUCACUGGGACACCUGGAUCACUGAGCAAGACUUCGCUUGGAUCGCCCAGAGAGGAUUCAAUGCCGUUCGGCUCCCAAUCGGAUACUAUCAUCUGUGUGGAGUCGAUCCUUCGGUGCUGAAGGGAACAGACUUCGAGAAUCUCGGGGAUGUCUAUCAAGGAGCUUGGUCGAGAAUUACAAACGCUAUACAAACCGCGAACGGCUAUGGGCUUGGCGUACUCAUUGGCGAGUCUUUCGGCCAUCUACAUGCGGCACCUGGCAAGCAGAACCGUGACGCUCACGCUGGGACGUCGGGGGAGCUGCGCUUCUACAACAAAGCUAAUAAACAGCAUACUAUUUACGUGCUAACCGUGCUCGCUGGUCACCUGAGCAGCUUGUGUAGGUCAUCUGAUCCCGCUCUCCCGAACAUCCUGGGGAUAGAGCUCUUAAAUGAACCACAACAUGAUCCUUCCUUGGAUCGCUGGUAUCUAGAUGCCAUUCGUGCAGUACGAUCGGUGGACCCGUCGAUCCCUGUGUACAUCGGAGAUUCCUGGAUGACAGACCAAUACGCAAACUUCAUCGAAUCUCAUGCCAACACCAUACCCUUUACCGUCCUCGAUCACCACCUGUACCGGUGCUUCACCCAGGACGACACGAGCACCUCUGCUUCCCAGCAUGCUCACAAUCUCCGAGAUCCCAACGCGGGUACACCCCAAAUAUUCGCACGUGUAUCACAGAAACUACAGGGUGCCGGUGGUGCCCUGGUGGUUGGCGAGUGGUCAGGUGCUCUCAAUCCCGGGUCGCUUCGGGGCAUUGGCGACGACACUGGCGUCCGGCGAGAAUACCUCGCGGCCCAGCUUGCGCUUUAUGAGCAGUACUGCGCUGGAUACUUUUUCUGGACGUAUAAGAAGGAACAACCAGGCGACAAGGGUUGGUCUUUGAGGGAUGCCGUGGCAGCCGGAGUGUUUCCGUCUCGCGUUGGACUUAGCAAGAGGGACGUCGUGCUUCGGGACGACCCGCAGCAAGGCGCGCGCAGGGAUUACACACGGGAUCAGGCGCUAGGUGCGUCCAUCGGCACGCGGAAUCCGCGUUGUACUGACGUUCUGUGA
Messenger RNA from Phanerochaete carnosa HHB-10118-sp, 1362 nucleotides. Its product is annotated as glycoside hydrolase family 5 protein. The record is from RefSeq and is a predicted model, not a curated record. Gene Ontology annotation, molecular function: glucan endo-1,6-beta-glucosidase activity. Lineage: Eukaryota; Fungi; Basidiomycota; Agaricomycetes; Polyporales; Phanerochaetaceae. The coding region runs from base 1 to 1362 and encodes 453 amino acids. Gene Ontology annotation, cellular component: extracellular region; cell surface. The transcript has 4 exons. Gene Ontology annotation, biological process: glucan catabolic process.